AGUUUAUUUGUUGCCUUUCGAGCUCUAAGCUAGCUCCUCGCGAUGGAGCAUAUACCAUCUAGCCCGACACGCUCCCACGCGAAGGACGCUGACGACCCACUGGAUACUUCGAGUGACGACGAUUGCUUGGACGACGCGUUCGGCGGUCUGGCAGCGCUGCCGGUCGAGGUUAGCGAGCGAAGACCGACGUGUUUACGGUGCCGUCGCCCUCAGAAGGUGUGUCUGUGUCCCUUUCUCCCCGCACAACCUCUGGACGUGUCCACAUGUCUCUACAUCGUACAGCACCCGGCAGAGGAGAGCAGAGUUCUCCGCACAGUUCCUCUUCUCGCUGCAUGUUUACCGCCAGAAAAGUGCAACGUUAUUAUCGGGAGGCGCUUUAACGAGGCAAAGAACCCUGAGCUGGCCGAAGUGUGUCAGGACAGCCGGACUCUGAUCCUGUACCCCGGCCCCAACUCCCAGAACCUGGAGGAGUUGGUACAGCGUCCAGAAGAGGGCGACAAGACGCAUAACAUCAUCCUUAUAGAUGGCACCUGGAGCCAGGCCAAGAACAUUUUUCUCAAAAACAGCAUGCUGCACCUCCCCAAGCAGGUGCAGCUCAACAGAAGUCUUUCGAGCCAAUAUGUGAUCCGCACACAGCCCACCAACAUCUGUCUGUCCACGCUGGAGUGCGCUGCUGUCGCUCUGUCCAUCCUGGAGUGCAAUGACAUUUUUCAAGAGGUGCUGCUGAGGCCACUGAAGGCCCUGUGCUCCUUCCAGCUGGAGCACGGCGCUCAGGUACAUCACAGCAAGGAGCACUUGCUGAAAAACGGCAUGUACGACAAAACCAAGCCCAAGAACAAGCGCAAGAUCAAGAGGCUGGAGAAGCUCGUGACCGACCGCAACUGCCUACUGAGAUGAUCACGUGCGAACCAGCGUUGUCGAGCUAACAGACAAUCUUCAAUGGAAGGGACACUUUUUUUCUUUGCUAGGAUUUUUUUAUUUGGUGUGGAUUUAUUUAAAGUGAAUAAAUCAUGUUAUAAUAGCACUUCCAAACAUGUGUGAUCUUACUGGCAUUUGUUAUUCUUCAUUAUCCUUCAUCCAAUGUAUUGUCUUCACCCACCACCGUUUUGAUCAAUGCUGACAGGGAGGUACACUACAAGCAAUGUGAUCGAUACCUAUUGAUCCAUACACAGUGUGUUGUCCAAAUAAAUUUAGUGUGUAUAAAAAA
Syngnathus acus (greater pipefish) is the source of this 1207-nucleotide messenger RNA. It is a transcript of the gene dtwd2, whose product is annotated as DTW domain containing 2. The transcript is spliced from 6 exons. Bases 43 to 897 code for a protein of 284 amino acids. NCBI's taxonomy places the organism in Eukaryota, Metazoa, Chordata, Actinopteri, Syngnathiformes, Syngnathidae. The record is from RefSeq and is a predicted model, not a curated record.